Molecule: messenger RNA, 3667 nt
Organism: Triticum aestivum (bread wheat)
Lineage: Eukaryota; Viridiplantae; Streptophyta; Magnoliopsida; Poales; Poaceae
Product: auxin-responsive protein SAUR36
Exons: 2
Coding region: 2348-2758 (136 amino acids)
Biological process (GO): response to auxin
Source: RefSeq, a predicted model, not a curated record
AAUGUUUGGUCUGUGAGUUUGUUGAUGAAGUGAUGAUGUCUUGGCCCCUGAAUAUAUAGGCACAGAGAUACGGGACUUACUAGCAGGUGAGAGGGGACAAGGUGCGUGGGCUGGUGGCUGUAAAGGGAGGUAGCCAGAUUCAGAUCAGAUUUUGCUGGGCCAUGGACUAGUGGGCUAUGGCUAGGCAAUCAGUGCAUGCUACAGUCUGAUGCUAAAUUGGGUAGGGGCAUUAUAUGCAACCAUCUGGGGUCCAGCUUUUAUGGAUGUGUUCCCUUCGGUACGGUGUCCUGCAUCACGAGAUUGGGAGCAACCCGGUGAUUGCAAUCAGGUGAGGUGAAGAGCCAGUGUCACAGGGGACACUUCAUAUGAUGGUCAGGAGUCUUGGGCUCUUUGCUGAGUAGAUGCAGAGUAUCCUUCACUGCUUUUGGGUGUACUUUGCACUUACAGCUGCAGCUGCAUGCUGGGUGUUUGUUGGUUGCUUCAGCAGUGCUUUGAUUGCUGCAAAUCUAGCAAGUUGCCUGACAGCUCCAUAUCUCAUGGUCUGCAUGAUUUCUAGCACCGCAUGUGACGGCCAUUUCCUGGCAUCUUCGCUGCAUUUUCCAAGGCCUACAACAGUUAGUAACCAUCAGGCUGCCAACUUCGGCGAGAAAGUCUGCCCAUGGCUUCAGGUAAUGGCAUUGAGUCCAUUUGUACGGAGCUGUCAUUAGUUCAUUUCACUAUUUUUUGGUAGGGACUAGGACUGCAAUAAUGCAAAAUGCAACACACAGCUCAUUUGUUAACCGAUAGUUUACUUACAUGUCCAUGACAGAUUGACAGGGUCAUUGCUAGCAGUAUCAAAUUUUGUUUGCUAAACACAAGUCUUGAUGAGAUGUUGUGUCAUAGAACUGAUUUCUGUACAUUCGCUGGUUUUCCAAUCCCAAUACAAAUAUCAACACUUUUAUCUUUGGGUGACCAAAACACACUAGCCUUUUCUGCAGAAGGUCAGUUUCCUUUUUCCAUCUGUGAAGAUUGCGUCAUUCUUUGUAACAUUUUGGGUCUGAGGCCAUAUAACCGCGCAGAACAGAUUUGUCGUGCUUAUGCCCUACAAAACUGUGCUCAAUCAUUUAUCUCUGCAACAAAGUAUAUACAUCGAAAGAACAGUGGCCAUUACUGUUUAUCUUCCUUGGCUGUUUGUUUGUCAAGAUCAAAAUGCUUUACAUCAACGGUUUCCCUCCCCCCUACCCCCCCCCCCCCCCCCCUUUUCCUACAUGUAACUGAGUAGAAAGCAGGUGGUAAUCAAGAGCUGCAGAGAGCAACAUGCUGGACCACUCCCAUAGGUGGCGCCACACCGCUUGCAUCGUAGUGGCAUUGCGAUGGCAUCGUUAUGGAGCCGAGGAACCUUGCCUCCAUCUCCGUGGAGGUGCUUCUGAUCAAGCACAUGUCAUACUCCACUGCUGCAUCGAAGGGAAGUUUGAUCUUGCCGUCACCGCCUGUGAAGCCAAACUCUUCUUGGGACAAGCUGAGGAGCUCGCCAAAGACUGCCGUGACUAGAAACGCAUGAUGUCAGCCGUGUACACGACACAUCGGCCUUUGCCAUCCAUUGCUGAGGCGUGUGCACGAUCAUUCAGUUUCUUUCUCCAGCGCCGCCGCUGACCAGGUGAGCCUCUUCCUCCCGAGGACCACUAUCCUCUGCCACUUCUCGGCCAGCUGAGCAAGUCUCCUUGCACUCACCAUGGUAGCUACUUGUCUUUCUGGAAACUGAAGAGAUUCUGCUGUCAGCUUGAGCUUGGAAUGCUUUGUCCUGUGGAUGGAGCGAUGGUGUUUGGAGACACUUAGCAUGGAUUUAUAUCUCAGGGCUGCAACGGGGAAGAGACAAGGCCAUGAGCAGCCACGAUUGUGCUGGGGCAAGUGUUUGGCGCGUGCUGGAGCUUGGGUUGGACAUUGCCUAUGCUACCAUACUAACCUGUCUAGCACGAAGACCCAUGUUAAUUGUGAAUCUGCAAUGCCCACUGCAAAAUACAGCUACUUGCAAGUUGCCUGAGUUAGCACAAUGGCUGAGCACUCACUGAUGACCCAAAAUUUGGUCCCAUAGAAAUAUCAUAAAAAUCGUUCAUCACAUUGUCUGUAGCUACUUCCACCAACAUUGCACACAGAGCACUCAUGGCAUUGCCUCCUACCCACCUCUCUUGCUGAUAGCUACACACGACCCACACGCAUAUGCACUGUCCUGAGCCCUCUCUUCUUUCGACUAUAAAACCGUGGCCUGCUCAACACAAACUUCAUCUCAUCUGCAAGCAAGAUCACCACACCUUCAGACUUUCAGAACCAAAGUGAAAUUUAGCUAGCCAGGAGCACACCAGACUCAAACAUGAUCCAUCCAAAGAAGUUUGCUCAGCUGGCCAAAAAGUGGCAGAGGAAGGUCGCGGCCAGGGCCGGUGGCCAGCAAGCUGAUGAGUGCUGCAGCCCAGUCGCUGACAAGGGCCAUUGCGUGGUGUACACCGCCGACGGGGCGCGGUUCGAGGUCCCGCUGGCGUACCUCGGCACGACAGUCUUCACCGAACUCCUGAGGAUCGCCGGGGAGGAGUUUGGCUUCACGAGCAGCCAGGGAGGCAGGAUCACGCUGCCUUGCAAUGCCGCGGUUAUGGACUAUGUCUUGUGCCUGGUUAGGAGAGAUGCCUCCGAGGAGGUCGAGAGAGCGUUCUUGAGCUCCAUUGUUGGCCAUUGCCAUGGCCAAGAUGCAUCGGUGGGACCUACCCAUCAAUUUGCUCUUUGCACGUAGCUUAGUUUUUUUUUUUUUUUGGUCAGACCUCAAGAAAUUGUACAGUCCGAUAUAAGAUUGUAGUAUCAUAGGAAAUGGAACAUGGCGAAUAUAUCUUUUUCUCUCAGAGAAAUCUAAUACUUUGCCACUCUAAAUCCAAGCACAUUAUUUGCUGUUGUUUGAACAGAGUACUGGGGAAAUAGAAACAAACCAUAGCUUAGCUACUGAAAAUCUGACAUAUCUUUGGUAUCAUAGGAAAUGAUACAAAAUGUAUCUUUGUCUCAGAGAAAUCUAAUACUUUGCCACUCUAAAAUCCAAGCACCUUAUUUGCUGUAUCGGAAGAAAGUAGAGACAAACCGUGGGCUUAGAAUUUGUGGACAUGAAAUUCAUGAGCAGGAGGGUGGGGAUCUUCUGUUCCGUAGACAUUACCCAAAAUCUACAUAAACCCUAUUUUACAUUGAGGUCUUUGACAUGAGAAUGCUACCUCUGCGAUCUACCUAACUUGCUAAUUGCCACUACCUUUGAAAGCGUACGUCCUUUUUGUAUGCAGCUUAUCACAUUUUGUGAUACAUCAGCCCUUAAGAGUUUUACCUUGAGGGUUCAUCAUUGAAAUCAUUCAUGAAACAUGUGCUGAUAUAUCUUGCCCGACUAGUAAGCUGACAGAAAAUUGCUUCUGCAAUAUGUAUUAAUGAGAGAAGGGUAUAUGAUAGAUCAUGGAACAACGAAAGAGUGGCUGUUGGCUUUCUUGAAAUACUUCAUUAAUAAAUACAAAUUUUUUAUUUUUUAAAUCAUAGAAUAGAAUCACAUCUUUGGUAGUUUUACUGGUAGGGGUGCUUGUUAGGUGUUAGCUUCUACGAGCUAGACAUUUUGUACACUGAAUCCUGAAGUUAUAGUUAAUCACUCUUCUGUGCCCUAUGGCCUAAUGCCAUA